AUUUGAAUACUGCUCAACAAGCCUUCAAGCCUUUCAUUUACUGGUACCAACCGUGACGGUCGCGUAUAGGAGCUGGAUAUUUCCUAUCUAGAUGCGUCUCGACCCCGGGGGGAUUAGCUUCAUGUUGCUAUAAUCGCGUACAUGACUCGAAACAUCACCAAUCGCGCCAAUACUGCUACCCACAGGUAUUGGGUAUCAAGGAUACAAAGAGGGACUUAAUAAAGUAAACCCAAUCAUACCAUCAGAUUUCAUCAGGCAUGAACAGCUUGUCGUCGCCGACACGCCUGAUUACAACCAGCUACUUGACCCGCGACCGGGGGAUGGUGGGAUACACAACGACCUGCAUAUGCGGCACAAGAUUCACUCGAUUGGAUGCCCUCAAUCGACACAUCGCUACAAAGUCUACCGGAGCACCCCAAUUCCUCUUCAAUUAUCGCGAAAAAGGCUUUCGUCGUCGCGACCACCUGACUCAACAUGAGGACAGAUGCCCCCGAAACUGUGACAAUAAUCAUCACCUUGGGUCAACCACAGAUAGCAGCAUUGAAGUGGACGGUACCUACAAUUCUCAGUGGCUUCCAUUAGGAUGCUACGUCAUGGGCUGCGACAGAGUAGGCCCUAAUGGAUUCAAUGAACAGUCUCAGCUAAUUGAGCAUCAUGCCGUGGUGCAUUCGGUACCCACCCUUGAUGCUUCACAGGACCAUGAGGAUGGGUAGCAUGUCACCCUCGUGCUUUGGUUGUUUAUGCGCCCCUUUG
This is a messenger RNA of Hypoxylon trugodes, 753 nucleotides long. RefSeq lists its product as uncharacterized. Bases 258 to 713 code for a protein of 151 amino acids. The transcript has 2 exons. Lineage: Eukaryota; Fungi; Ascomycota; Sordariomycetes; Xylariales; Hypoxylaceae. The record is from RefSeq and is a predicted model, not a curated record.